Archocentrus centrarchus (flier cichlid) is the source of this 3985-nucleotide messenger RNA. It is a transcript of the gene glg1a, whose product is annotated as golgi glycoprotein 1a. The transcript is spliced from 25 exons. The record is from RefSeq and is a predicted model, not a curated record. NCBI's taxonomy places the organism in Eukaryota, Metazoa, Chordata, Actinopteri, Cichliformes, Cichlidae. Bases 1 to 3435 code for a protein of 1144 amino acids. Gene Ontology annotation, molecular function: fibroblast growth factor binding. Gene Ontology annotation, cellular component: Golgi membrane.
AUGGCGGACUGCAUACGUGUUCCUCUGCUCCUGCUUUUGAUGUGCAUCUUGUUGUUUGUGCAUCCGAUUCGAGCUCAGAAUAAUCUUGUUGCCAAAUUUGUUGGUAACGCCGAUAAACUGCAGAACCCAGCCGGAGGUCCGGGGCCCGCUGCGGGGAACCCUGGAGCCGAUGAGAGGAACCAGGGCGCCGGGGCCUCGCUGUCUCGGAGGCGCUCUACCGGCUGGAAGUUGUCUGAGGAGGCGGUGUGCAGGGACGACCUCACCCGCCUUUGCCCCAAAAACUCCUGGAGCAACAACCUGGCGCUGCUGGAGUGUGUCCAGGACAAGAAAGAGGACUCUGAAAUCGCCACUGAAUGCAACCAUCUGCUGUGGAACUAUAAGCUGAACCUGACCACAGACCCCAAGUUCGAGUCUGUGGCGAUGGAGGUCUGCAAGACGACCAUCUCUGAGAUUAAAGAAUGCGCCGCCGAGGAGCAGGGCAAAGGCUACCUGGUGUCCUGCCUGGUGGACCACCGUGGCAACAUCACCGACUACCAGUGCAACCAGUACAUCACCAAGAUGACCACCAUCGUUUUCAGCGACUACCGGCUGAUCUGCGGCUUCAUGGACGAGUGUCACGAUGACAUCAACACACUGAAAUGUGGCAGCAUCAGCACUGGAGGGAAGGACAUCCACUCGCAGGGCGAGGUGAUCGCCUGCCUGGAAAAAGGUUUGGUUCGUGAGGCCGAGGAGCAGCUGGGGGCCCACGUCAUCAAGGACAGCUGUAAAAAAGCCAUCAUGAGAAUCGCCGAGCUGUCCUCUGACGACUUCCACCUGGACCGCUACCUUUACUUCGCCUGCAGAGACGACCGAGAACACUUCUGUGAAAACACUCUGGCCGGGGAGGGACGGGUUUAUAAAUGCCUCUUCAAUCACAAGUUUGAGGACUCCAUGUCUGAGAGGUGCCGCGAGGCGCUCACCACCAGGCAGAAGCUGAUCGCUCAGGAUUACAAGGUCAGCUACUCGCUGGCCAAAGCCUGCAAGUCGGACCUGAGGAAGUACCGCUGCAGCGCGGACACCAGCAUGCCCCGGGCGAGGGAAGCUCGCCUGUCCUACCUGCUGCUGUGUCUGGAGUCUGCCGUCCAUCGAGGGCGUGUGGUCAGCGGUGAGUGUCAGGGUGAGAUGAUGGAUUACAGGCGGAUGCUGAUGGAGGACUUCUCUCUGAGUCCUGAGAUCGUGCUGCACUGUCGCAGUGAGAUUGAGAAUCACUGCUCCGGUCUGCACCGCAAAGGACGAACGCUGCACUGCCUGAUGAGGGUCGGCCGAGGAGACAUGGGCUCCAUCGAUCCCAUCUGUCAGAAGGCGCUGCAAACAUUGAUCCAAGAAGCCGACCCCGGAGCCGACUAUCGCAUCGAUCGGGCGCUUAACGAGGCCUGCGAGUCCGUCAUCCAGACCGCCUGCAAACACAUCCGCAGCGGGGACCCUAUGAUCCUGUCGUGUCUCAUGGAACAUCUGUACACUGAGAAGAUGGUGGAGGGCUGUGAGCACAGACUGCUGGAGCUGCAGUACUUCAUCGCCAGAGACUGGAAGCUGGAUCCGAUCCUGUAUAAGAAAUGUCAGGCCGACGCAUCCCGACUCUGCCACACUCACGGCUGGAACGAGACCAGCGAGUUGAUGCCGCCUGGCGCCAUUUUCUCCUGCUUGUAUCGCCACGCAUACCGCUCCGUGGAGCAGGGUCGGAGGCUCUCCCGGGACUGUAAGGUGGAGGUGCAGAGGAUUCUCCACCAGAGGGCCCUGGAUGUGAAGCUGGACCCUGAGCUGCAGAGGCGCUGCAUGACCGACCUGGGGAAGUGGUGCAGCGAGAAAACGGAGGCCGGGCAGGAGCUGGAGUGCCUGCAGGAUCACCUGGAGGAUCUGGUUGCCGACUGCAGGGAUGUGGUGGGAAACCUGACCGAGCUGGAGUCGGAGGAUAUUCAGAUCGAGGCGCUGCUGAUGAGAGCUUGUGAUCCCGUCAUUCAGGCCCACUGCCACGAGGUGGCCGAUAACCAGAUCGACUCGGGUGAUCUGAUGGAGUGUUUGGUUCAGAACAAACACCAGAAGGAGAUGAAUGAGAAGUGUGCGGUGGGAGUGACACACUUCCAGCUGAUUCAGAUUAAAGAUUUCCGUUUCUCCUACAAGUUCAAGACGGCCUGCAAGGAGGACGUCCUCAAACUGUGUCCCAACAUCAAGAAGAAGGUGGACGUCGUGAUCUGCCUCAGCACCACGGUGAGGAACGACACCCUGCAGGACGCCAAGGAGCAGCGCGUGUCCGUCAAGUGUCGUAAACAGCUGCGGGUGGAGGAGGUGGAGAUGUCGGAGGACAUCCGCCUGGAGCCGGAGCUGUACGACUCCUGCAAGCAGGACAUCAACAAGCUGUGUCAGAACGUGGCCUUUGGAAAUGCACAGGUUAUUGAGUGUCUGAAGGAGAACAAGCGCCGGCUGACUCAGCGGUGCCACCAGAAGGUGUUCAAGCUGCAGGAGGUGGAGAUGGUCGAUCCUGAACUGGACUACCAGCUGAUGAGAGUCUGCAAGAACAUGAUCAGGCGUUUCUGUGCUGACUCAGAGGGGAAGAGCAUCCUUCAGUGUCUGAAACAGAACAAGAACAGCGAGAUGAUGGAUCCCAAAUGCAAGCAGAUGAUCACCAAGAGACAGAUCACCCAGAACACAGACUACAGGUUGAACCCGGUGCUGAAGAAAGCCUGCAAAGCCGACAUCCCAAAGUUCUGUCAGUCCAUCCUGAACAAGGCGACGCCUGAAACCGAGCUGGAGGGUCAGGUCAUCUCCUGCCUUAAACUUAAAUACGCCGACCAGCGUUUGUCUUCAGACUGUGAGGAUCAGAUCCGGGUCAUCCUGCAGGAGUCGGCGCUGGAUUACAGACUGGACCCUCAGCUGCAGAUUCACUGUGUAGACGAGAUCUCCAGGCUGUGUCCAGAGGAGGCAGCAGCUCAGGAGCAGACAGGACAGGUGGAGGAGUGUCUGAAGGUCAACCUGCUGAAGAUCAAACAGGAAGGAUGUAAGAAGGAGGUGUUGAACAUGCUGAAGGAGAGUAAGGCGGACAUCUUUGUCGACCCCGUCCUUCACACGGCCUGCGCUCUGGACAUCAAACACCACUGUGCUGCCAUCCCACCCGGCAAAGGACGCCAGAUGUCGUGCCUGAUGGAGGCGCUGCAGGACAGACGUGUCCGUCUGCAGCCCGAGUGCAAGAAGAGACUUCAGGAUCGCAUCGAGAUGUGGAGCUACGCCGCCAAGGUGGCGCCUGCUGAGGGCUUCUCGGACUUGGCCAUGCAGGUGAUGACAUCGCCGUCCAAGAACUACAUUCUGACCGUGAUCGGCGCCGGCGUGGCGCUGCUCUUCAUGAUGGGGCUGCUCUGCGGCAGGUUCACCAAGCGAGUCACUCAGGAGCUGAAGGACAGGUAGACUCCGCCCCCCCGGGGUCAGGACAUGCCCACGGGAGAAACGACUACAAGUGAGAAGGACCUCCCCACUGUUUACCCCCCAAUGCCCCUGAAAGUCCACCAGAUCGUCUUUACUUCCCCUCUACGGGCUCGUUCAUCCUCCCUCACAUCACUGCGGGGGGUGUCCACGUGGGAGUGACAUUACCCACAAUCCCACAGUGGAACUGGGCAUGAUCAGUAAUUGCCUCCACCUGAGCGUUUUUGUUUUCCUUCUCAUCCUGGGCUUUCAUUCAGAGAUUUUACCGUGUUCACACGUGAUGUACAUGCAGUUUUUUUACACCCCUCCCUUUUUGCUGUCGGUUUAGGGGUGAGGAUAGGGAGGGGGCUGGGUGGGUGGGGUUGGGAGUGUUUUGAAGAUUUUGGGGCAGAGGUUAAAGGUUAGGGGUCAGGGUGGUGUGAAAAUUGAGAUGUGUAGGUGUAAAUGUGUAGAAAGUGGGGUGGGGAGAUGCUCAUGUAUAAUAGAGCAGUUUAAUGACUCCAGUAUUUUAAUGAUCAUAGUGUGUGAAGGUGUG